Messenger RNA from Aspergillus glaucus CBS 516.65, 846 nucleotides. RefSeq lists its product as uncharacterized. NCBI's taxonomy places the organism in Eukaryota, Fungi, Ascomycota, Eurotiomycetes, Eurotiales, Aspergillaceae. The record is from RefSeq and is a predicted model, not a curated record. Bases 1 to 846 code for a protein of 281 amino acids. The transcript is spliced from 2 exons.
AUGGAAAGCAACGAAGAGAAAGCUAAGUCAAAAUGCAGCGGCAAUUUAAUCAUUACCGAUUACCUCCUCGCGGAAUAUGACCAGCCAAAAUUCUCACCCUAUUUGACGAAAAUAAUCACCCUCUACUGUCGCGAGAAAAAGUACCGCUAUGCAGUCCCGCAACACUUCGUCGAACAAGCUCCAGUCCUUGCCGCCUCCUUAAACCAGCCGCAUGUAAUUCCAUCACUCUGGCUCGACAAGGCCGAAGAAGACAUAGGCCACACUAUCGUCAACUGGCUGUAUACCGGUUUAUACGAAACGCUUCACGAUCCAACCACGCAGGGCACAGCAAAGAGGCAGAAGGAAUACAGAAGAAGUGCUGAGGUGUAUUGUGUUUCAGUCUUCUAUGGAAUGAGUGGCCUGGCGAUCCAGGCAAUGCAGUAUGUGAGGACGUUCGACGACGCCGUUGAUAUUCAUAUGAUCCUAGGGAUCGCCAAGGAGAUCUUCGCCAAGUACCCGGGACGCACCGACUCAUUUGUGGGAUAUAUCAAUCACUUGAGGGAGAAGCUGAGCAGUGUCGUUCAAGCGGAUGGAGGAUUCUUCAAGCAGGAGGACUUCGUCAAAGGUUUUGGACAGGUGCCGGAGUUUGACAAGUUCAUGGUGCAGCAGAUGGUCGGUUUUUACUCGGAUGUCAUAAAAAACCUCAAGGGGGAGAAUACUGAGGGGAAGGUUGUUAAGAGCCAGGACCGUCGAGCUAGCACAACUAAGACUAGAGUUGAUCCGGGCUUGUGGCGCGGUACCGGAACUCGCUCUUCUACCCUUCAACCUGCGUCUGAACUCAAGUCCCCGAAACACUUCACACCCUAG